ACCACUACAAACAAGGCAACUUAAUUAUCAAGGCAACAACAAAAGAAAUUAAAGAAUAGAAGAAGAAGAAGAAGAAGAAGAAGAAGAUACAGCUAGCUAGGGUGGGUGGGUGGCAGCUCCUCGUUUCGAUGAGGAAGCUGUGCCCGAAUCUGGAGAGAGAAGAUGCGCUGGACACGGUGCUGGAGGUGCCCAUUCCGGAGGAGAUGUUCGCGUCCGCCGGCAGCAGCUCCCGAUCGGGAGGCAGCAAGCACUUGGGCUGCACCAACGUCAAGGCCUGGAUGCGACCCCACUCAGCCUCCGCCUCCGCCUCCGCCUCCGCCUUCGCCUCCGCUGCCGCAUCCCCCGAGCCCCACUCGACGUCCCUCGCCAGCCGCGGAGAGCUCCAGCUCAUGCUCGGCGUCAUCGGCGCCCCCCUCAUCCCCCUCCCCGUCGUCCAACCCAACCACUCCGCCCCCCUUCUCAUCACCCACCACUUCCAACAAGACCCCAUCGAGAGUUCGAUGGCGAAGUACAUCGUGCAGCAGUACAUAGCGGCGUCGGGAGGGGAGGGGGCGCUGAGCGCGGUGAGCAGCAUGUACGCGAUGGGGAAGGUGAGGAUGACGGCAUCGGAGCUCAACGGGAACGACAGCGGCGUCAUGAACGGGAGCAGCGGCAAGAAGGGGAGCAUUAUUAAUAGUAAGGGAGGGGGUCGCGCGGGGGAGAUGGGAGGGUUCGUGCUGUGGCAGAAGAACCCGGACCUGUGGUGCCUGGAGCUGGUCGUGUCCGGCUGCAAGAUCAGCGCCGGCAGCGACGGCAGGGUCGCGUGGCGCCAAACGCCGUGGCACCAAUCGCACGCCUCCAGAGGCCCCCCGCGCCCGCUCCGCCGUUCUCUUCAGGGCCUCGAUCCGAUGUUGACGGCAAAUCUUUUCUCAAACUCGUCGUGCAUUGGCGAGAAGGCUGUCAACGGCGAGGACUGCUUCGUGCUGAAGCUGGACGCGGAAGCUGCCACCCUGCGUGCGCGGAACAGCAGUAGCGUGGAGAUCAUCAGGCACAGUGUGUGGGGCUACUUCAGCCAGCGCACAGGCCUCCUCGUCCAGCUCGAAGACUCCCACCUCCUCCAGAUCAAGUCCAACCACGGCAAUGUUUACUGGGAGACCACCAUGGAGUCCCACGUCGAAGACUACCGCCCCGUUGACGGCAUCAAUAUUGCUCAUGCCGGGCGCUCUAAUGUCUCGCUUUUCCGGUUUGGGGAUAACAACGAUGGUAAUACGAGAACACGCAUGGAAGAGACAUGGACGAUCGAAGAGGUGGAUUUUAAUAUAUGGGGACUCUCCAUCGACUGCUUCUUGCCGCCGAGCGACCUCAGGGAAGGAGGUAGUCAAGAAUCAGGGCAGAGCAACGACGUAAAAGUGAAGAAUCCUGGAACCCCACUGCCAGGUAGGGUUCAAACAAACGGAAGGAUUGGACCGUCCAAGGUUGCUGCGAUAGAUUCAGAUGAGCAGGAUUCGACGUCAGAGGAAGAAGGACAAUCAUGACGAUUCUUCGUCAGUAAAGCGACUUCAACAGUCAGAUUGUAAAUAUUGCAGCUUACAAAAUUUUGAUGGUGGCUGUAAUUAGAAUAGCUUGGUCUCCGGGCACUGGAGUAACAUUUAGCUCUCUUGAGCUCACUGAUGCUCUCUUCCACAACUCCUAAACUUGUCCAGCCACUCAAAUAAAGCUCAGUUUUUGACUGCUUGAAA
Molecule: messenger RNA, 1718 nt
Organism: Ananas comosus (pineapple)
Lineage: Eukaryota; Viridiplantae; Streptophyta; Magnoliopsida; Poales; Bromeliaceae
Exons: 3
Coding region: 129-1514 (461 amino acids)
Source: RefSeq, a predicted model, not a curated record